Molecule: messenger RNA, 4592 nt
Organism: Aethalodelphis obliquidens (Pacific white-sided dolphin)
Lineage: Eukaryota; Metazoa; Chordata; Mammalia; Artiodactyla; Delphinidae
Gene: CTIF
Product: cap binding complex dependent translation initiation factor
Exons: 13
Coding region: 2664-4466 (600 amino acids)
Biological process (GO): regulation of translational initiation
Cellular component (GO): cytosol
Molecular function (GO): translation activator activity; protein binding; RNA binding
Source: RefSeq, a predicted model, not a curated record
UCCCGGACCAGGGCUCGAACCCGUGUCCCCUGCAUUCACUGCCCUUGUUUUAAGGUUCUGUUGUUUGCAGUUCACAUGAUGAAGGAGGAAGCAGGAGGUGGUGGUUAAGAUGGGGAGAGAAUCCUGAGCCCAGAGAAAGAACAGGAGGUACAAAACAGACGGGCAAGUUGCAGUUUUGGGCAAUUCUCCAAACCUGAUGGCAUUUCUGCAUAGCUUACCCAAUAAAGUGGCAGCCCCUUUCGGUGUUCUCUUUGAGGGGGAUCCUCUACCUCUGGGCCUCACUGCUGACUCGCUGGUCACCUGAGCUCAGCUGCUAACAUUCAGGCUUUGCUCUUGUGCCCUCCUGCCUCCCCUUGCGUGCAGUUUAACUUAGGGCACUGCUGUGAUGGUGGUCUUCUCUCAGAAUUACCCCCAAGCUGACUAUCGACAGCUGCCUGUUGUUUCUGAAUUAAUCCCAGGCCAGAGCUGUGGUUCAGAACAGAGUGAGAACAGACACAUCCUCAGAUCUAGGCACCCAGAGCUGGGAAGGGCCUUGUUGAUGAGCUGAAGACCCCAAGGCCCAGAAAGGUGAAAUGACUUGCCCAAAGUCACAGGGAGCCCUUGGCAGAGUGGAACAUGAACUUCUAAAAUUUGAUGCCCUAUUUAAUCUUCUUUCUCUGUACUGUGAUGCUUCCUGAAAAAAAGUGGGGUUCUUACUUCCCAAAGAGUGAAAACUCUGCAUCUUUUUUUUUUUUUUCCCUUUGGUUCCAGGAAAGGCCCCGGAAUUCGUCUUUUAGUCUUGAGAUUGCUUUCCUUCAAACCUGGCCUUCCUUGCCCUAUCUUUCAUCUUUGGCCGCCAGGAAUCUGGAUGAGAGCAUACAUUUGGGAGAGAGGUCUAUGCUUGGGGUCUUCCAAUGCUCUUAAGUUUGGUCUGUGGCUUUCCCUUUCCAUGGCAGGGUCCUCAGGAACCUCCUGAAAGGGUUUGCAAAGCUGUUACGUACCUGCAUUUUUCUAGGAGGAGGAUCCACAUAUUUCAUUUGAUUCUUACCUGACUCAAGUAAGGAGAAGAACUACUGGGGGUGGGGGUAGUGGAGUUGGAUAGGGGGUUGGCUGGCACUGGAGACUAGCAUAAUACCCUACACCUGAGUUGGCUUUGCAGUUUAUGAACUAUUUCACACAGAUUAUUUCAUCUGCUUUUUAUAAUACCCUGUGAGGCUGUUGUUGUUAUUCCCAUUUUGCAGAUGGGGAAACUGAGCCUCCAUGGUUACUGCCAUGCCGCAGUCACAAGUAAGUAGUAGAGCAGGGAUCAAAUCUGGUGUCCUUAGUUGACGUGGUCCACCACGGCACAUCAUCAUUGCACUUGUGUGAGUGGAGGACCUCGAACUUUUUGGGGCUGCUUCUUUCUUCUCUUUUCUUUUCUUUUUGGAGCUCCUUCUCCAUGAUAUCCACUGCUGGCUUAUGUCCAACCAUGGCGCCAGACCUAAGUGCUAACUUACCCGUGGGCGGGAUGGAUAAAGUAUGGGAGGCAGUUAUCAUAACAGUGAUAUGUGGACUGGGGCCAGUUUGGGAUGAUUUCAUGAAAGAGGUGAAUUUGAGGGUAGGUCUGGGGCUGUGGCAGACCUGGCAGAGGUUUUCAGUUGGGACCAUGGCCCAAAAAGGGUGAAGGGGAAAUUGUGUGUGCUUGGUCCGGGGUGGAGCUAACCAAGGAGGUUGGGUGGAUCCUGCAGUCAGACGGGGCUUCUCAUAGUGACUGGGCUCUUUCUCUGGCCAGCUCUGUGCUACACCCUGGGGCUGCAACCGUGAACAGGCACAGCCCUCCUGCCUUCAAAGAACCCACUGUCUCGCGGGAGAGGCAGGCACUUAAACAGUUAAAUUCAGCAUGUGUGGUGAGCGCAGUGCUGGAGAAAGUUGCCUUCCAGACAAGGGCCACCUGCUGUAGCCUCAGAGAUCAGAGAGGGCUUCCUAAGGGAGAUGAUGCAGGAGCUGAAUCUGAAUGUAUGAAAAGGAAUUAGCCAGGAGAAGAGACCGGAGAAGGACCUUCAGGGGGAAGGGAUGUGGGCAGAACGGCGUGGAGGCCCGAGGCUGCCUGGUGGAGGAAGGGGCUGCCCCAGGGCAGUCAAGCACAAGGCCGAGAGGCACACAGAGCCCCGCUCUGAGGAGCUUGUGAGCCUGGCUGAGGAUUUCACGUUUCAGCAUGGAGGACAGGACGUUAAGCAGAGUCGAGGCACUCGGCCAUGGGCCAGAAGGGAGCAUGACUGGGAGCCAGAGGCGGCCUCUGGGCUGAUGAGGCAACAGGCAGCUCCAUGCAGCGUUCAGGUCCCAGGGGACGAGACAUAUGGGGACGAGGGAAGGCCACGUAUUAAAAACGUUUGGGGAGUAAAGUCGGCCGCGAUUGCUUAGCUUUGGGGGAUAAGUGGGGAGUCCCAGUGACUCCCAGGCUUCUGGCCUUGUGGACUCAGUGGAUGGCGGCCUUUACUGGGCAGUGCCCUUCUGGUGGCUGGAGCAGGUCUGCUCUGGUGGGGGUGAGGAGGAUUGUGAGAAUCCUUUGUCACGCCGGGCCGCUGUCAUCAGGGAAGCCAGGCGGGGAUGCUGUGUCAUGCUGGAGGCCCGGCUGGCAGAAUCCAGCAACAGCCAGGAGCGCGCUUCAGCUGGAAGCCUUCAACCCAGGCCCCUGAGCGGGAGGGAUGGAGAACUCCUCAGCAGCGUCGGCCUCCUCCGAGGCCGGGAGCAGCCGCUCCCAGGAGAUCGAGGAGCUUGAGCGGUUCAUCGACAGCUACGUGCUUGAGUACCAGGUGCAGGGGCUGCUGGCCGACAAGACGGAGGGGGACGGCGAGAGUGAGAAGACGCAGUCCCACAUCUCCCAGUGGACGGCGGACUGCAGUGAUCAGCUGGACUGCAGCUACUCUUUCUCCCGAGGGCGAGCCCCCCUGCAGCAGAAUGGCAGCAAAGACACCUCUCUGGACAUGCUGGGCACAGAUAUCUGGGCUGCCAACACCUUUGAUUCCUUCAGUGGUGCCACCUGGGACCUGCAGCCUGAAAAGCUGGACUUCACCCAGUUCCACCGGAAGCUCCGACACACGCCCAAGCAGCCCCUGCCACACAUCGACCGUGAAGGGUGUGGAAAAGGGAAGCUGGAAGAUGGGGAUGGAAUCAACCUGAAUGACAUCGAGAAGGUCCUCCCGGCCUGGCAGGGCUACCACCCGAUGCCCCAUGAGGUGGAGAUUGCACACACGAAGAAGCUGUUCCGGAGGAGAAGAAAUGACCGAAGGCGGCAGCAGAGACCCCCAGGAGGGAACAAGCCUCAACAGCACGGUGACCACCCACCGGGCAGUGCCAAACACAACAGGGACCACCAGAAAUCCUACCAGGGGGGCUCAGUGCCCCACCCCUCAGGGAGGUCCACCCAUCACGGCUACAGCCAGAACCGGCGCUGGCAUCACAGCAACAUGAAGCAUCCACCAGGCGACAAGGGGGAGGCAGGCGCCCACCGCAGUGCCAAAGAGACCGUGACCGUGGAGAGCCCCAAACUCGAGGACGCCCUGGGGGAGGCCGGGCACAGCGGCCUCGAGCCCCCCUGCAGCCCCGAUGCCCUGGCCCCGGUGGCUUCCGAGAGGCUGCCCCUGCUGCAGCCAGGCGGUCCAGAGGCUGAGACAAAGCGUAAAGACAGUAUUAUUCCCGAGCGCAGCGGGGAGCGGCCCAGAAUUACCCUGCUCCAGUCUUCCAAAGACAGGCUGCGGCGAAGGCUGAAAGAAAAGGUACCGGAUGAAGUGGCCGUGGAGACCACCAACCCUCAGCAGAACAAGAUGGACAAGUUGAUUGAGAUCCUGAACAGCAUGAGAAACAACAGCAGCGACGUGGAUGCCAAGCUCACCACCUUCAUGGAGGAGGCCCAGAACUCGACCAACUCCGAGGAGAUGCUGGGGGAGAUCGUCCGCACCAUCUACCAGAAGGCCGUGUCCGACCGCAGCUUUGCUUUCACGGCCGCCAAGCUCUGCGACAAGAUGGCGCUCUUCAUGGUGGAGGGGACCAAGUUCCGGAGCCUGCUUCUCAACAUGCUUCAGAAGGACUUCACAGUGCGGGAGGAGCUGCAGCAGCAGGACGUGGAGCGCUGGCUGGGCUUCAUCACCUUCCUGUGCGAGGUCUUCGGCACCAUGCGCAGCAGCACGGGCGAGCCCUUCCGCGUGCUCGUCUGCCCCAUCUACACCUGUCUCAGGGAGCUCUUGCAAUCUCAGGAUGUGAAGGAAGAUGCCGUCCUGUGCUGCUCAAUGGAGCUGCAGAGCACAGGCCGACUGCUGGAGGAGCAGCUGCCCGAGAUGAUGGCGGAGCUCCUGGCCAGUGCCCGCGACAAGAUGCUGUGCCCCUCAGAGUCGAUGCUGACCCGGUCCCUGCUGCUGGAGGUCAUCGAGCUCCACGCCAACAGCUGGAACCCUCUGACGCCCCCCAUCACGCAGUACUACAACAGAACCAUCCAGAAACUGACAGCCUGACAGCCAGGGGGCCUGGCGGGUGGCCCGAGGGCAGCUGGGGCCCUGGUGCACAGAGCCAGAUGGACAGGCGGGAGGACAGGGGUGGCCCUGCCGGCAGAAAGAAAUGGGGAGGAAGGCAAGCAGAGC